GCAAAGCCUGAGAGCUCUGCUGAGAGCAGGUGACGACGACGGGUACAACAAAGAACGGCGCCGUCCCAUACCCAGCCACCAUAAUGUCCCACUGGGUCACCCUGUGCGCCGUCCUCAUCGCUCACCUCUCCACAGCAGAUGCACAAUUUUUAGGUCUGGCCGAUCUCAGAUACUGUUACAUGCUGGACGGCAUAUUGUUUUUCUAUGCGAUCAUUGUCACCGCGCUGUUCUUCAGAGAGAAGCUGUCCAAGAGAGGCCCAGUGGUUGGCGAGGAGGAUGGUGAUAAGACCUACAGUAAACUUCAAUAUCGUGCCCAAGAGCAUUACGAUGAGAUACAUAAAGCUAGAGAUACGGAAAAAGGCACAAACAGAAUGAAGAGUCCAGAAAAUUCCGUCUAUCAUGAUCUGCAAAGAGACAAGAUGAACGAUCCCUACAGCGACAUCCGGGUCAAGCAGCAACCCAGAAGAAAAGGGAAAGGAAACGACGCCGUCUAUCAGGGAUUAAGUGGAGCCCAAAGAGACACGUAUGAUGCUCUGCAGAUGCAAGCUUUGCACUGAGACAAAAGAUAAAAUAUGCAAAUGAAGAUUUAAAUCCGGAGUUUUCCAAAGAAAUAAUAAUUUUUUUUUUACUUUUAAAUUUUUUGUUUUUCAGUAUCCAUAAAGUAGCACAAUUUAGUCUAUAAAAAAAAUGCAAAUGGC
Messenger RNA from Hyla sarda, 698 nucleotides. It is a transcript of the gene CD247, whose product is annotated as CD247 molecule. Gene Ontology annotation, molecular function: transmembrane signaling receptor activity. Gene Ontology annotation, biological process: cell surface receptor signaling pathway. Gene Ontology annotation, cellular component: membrane. NCBI's taxonomy places the organism in Eukaryota, Metazoa, Chordata, Amphibia, Anura, Hylidae. The coding region runs from base 84 to 557 and encodes 157 amino acids. The record is from RefSeq and is a predicted model, not a curated record. The transcript has 8 exons.